Molecule: messenger RNA, 1206 nt
Organism: Cyphellophora europaea CBS 101466
Lineage: Eukaryota; Fungi; Ascomycota; Eurotiomycetes; Chaetothyriales; Cyphellophoraceae
Exons: 1
Coding region: 1-1206 (401 amino acids)
Biological process (GO): proteasome-mediated ubiquitin-dependent protein catabolic process; membrane fusion; Golgi organization
Cellular component (GO): cytosol; nucleus
Molecular function (GO): ubiquitin binding
Source: RefSeq, a predicted model, not a curated record
AUGGCGGACUCGGUUAGCGACGAAAAGGUGCAGCAGUUUAGCCACAUCACUGGUGCACCUCCCCGCCUCGCCGCUCAAUUCGUCGCUGCGAGCGGAGGUGACAUCGAAUCUGCUGUUGCCAGCUACUAUGCUGCACAAGAAGACAACACCGAGGAUCCAGCCAACGAUUCCGAUUAUGUCGACGACGACGGACCCCAGGGGUCUCAUACUAGAUCGGCUGGUGGUGGCCACCGUUUAGGUGAUCCCUCAGACCCGUCAGCUGCGACCGCAUCAACAUCUUCCUCCAAGCCCUCCAAAGCCCCAAAUCAGAAGAAGUUCGCUACGCUCGGCGACUUCAACUCUGGCUCGAAAAAUGACGACGACGAUGAUGAUGACGAGAAGCAAGACUUCUUUGCAGGUGGCGAGAAGUCAGGCCUGGCCGUGCAAAAUCCAGAUGAUCUGAAGAAGCGCAUACUGGAGAAGGCACAGAGAGCUGGUCCGCCGCCCAAAGACGCUCCUUCCAAGAAGACACAUUUCAAGGGCGCCGCACACACUCUCGGUUCAGAUGAUACCCCCUCGCAAGAGAUUGCAGCCCCUCCACAGCCGCUUGCACCUCCGGAGAGAGUCGAACGCACACUUCACUUCUGGACUGAUGGCUUUUCUGUCGAUGACGGCGAUCUCUAUCGUUCUGACGAUCCCCGCAACGCUGAGCUGCUCGAGCUUAUUCGGCGUGGCCGGGCACCUCUCCGCAUCAUGAAUGUAUUGCCUGGUCAGGAGGUGGACGUUGAGAUCAAAGAGCACAAGGAGCAGCAGUAUGUCAAGCCUAAGAAAAAGUACAAGCCAUUUGAUGGGUCUGGCAACCGUCUUGGUAGCCCGACUCCUGGUGUCGGCGGCGUUCAAUCAAUGCCCGGCGCAUUCGAAGCUCCUGCUGCAUCUGCGCCAGCUGCCGCAGCUGUACCUGCCAACCCUGCCAACACAUUCGACGAGUCUCAGCCUACCAUUACAUUGCGGGUCAGCCUCGGUUCGGGCACACGGCUUACUUCACGCUUCAACACAACUCAGACAGUGGGUGACUUGUACGACUUUGUUCGACGGGCGGAGUCAGGCGGUAGAGAGUUCGUCAUGCAGACAACGUUUCCGUCCAACGAGCUGAAGGAUCUGGACCAGCAGCUUGGGGAUAUGCCGGAGUUCAAACGUGGUGGUGCCGUGGUCCAAAAGUACAUCUGA